AUGAGAUUGUAUAAUUAAUUGAAUAAGGUGGAUAUUGUAAAGUUUAUCGUGUAAAUAUUAUUUGUAUUUAAGGCAGUUAAUAUUUAGACAAAUGAGAAUGUUGCAAUUAAAGCUAUUUCAGUGUAAACAUUUAAGAAUCAUGGAGGAUUGGUUGGGCAAUUACAUGAAACAGAAAUAUAAAAUAUAAAAAUCAUUAAUAUUAACUAUGCUGUUAGAUUGA
Molecule: messenger RNA, 220 nt
Organism: Paramecium sonneborni
Lineage: Eukaryota; Ciliophora; Oligohymenophorea; Peniculida; Parameciidae
Source: the annotation of a GenBank genome assembly